This is a messenger RNA of Chenopodium quinoa (quinoa), 1290 nucleotides long. RefSeq lists its product as uncharacterized. The coding region runs from base 1 to 1290 and encodes 429 amino acids. NCBI's taxonomy places the organism in Eukaryota, Viridiplantae, Streptophyta, Magnoliopsida, Caryophyllales, Amaranthaceae. The record is from RefSeq and is a predicted model, not a curated record. The transcript has 2 exons. Gene Ontology annotation, biological process: DNA transposition. Gene Ontology annotation, molecular function: DNA binding; zinc ion binding; transposase activity.
AUGUUAGAUCAACAAAAGGGCUUGCUUGCUGCAAUUGCAGAGGUUUUUCCACAGGCUGAGAGAAGGGUAUGUGCAAGACAUGUGUAUUGCAACUUUAGGGGUGUGUUUGGUGGUAUCUUGGAGUUUAGGAAGCAAUUUUGGAUAAUUGCAAAGUCCACAACUGAGAAUGAUUUUCUGGCUAAAUUACAAGUAAUGAGGGACCUCUCAAAUGAUGCUGCUGAGGAUUUGUUGAAAAGAAAUUAUAAGAAAUGGUGUAGGGCAUUCUACACACCUAUGUCUUGUUGUGACAGUGUAGACAACAAUAUGAGUGAACUUUUUAAUGCAUAUAUACUGAAAUGGAGACAUAAACCUAUCAUCAGCAUGUUAAAAGACAUUAGAGAGAGCUUAAUGGACAUAUUACACAAGAAAAGGGACAUGAUCAAGGAAAGGGAUCUCAGUUUAUGUCCUAGAAUCCAACAACAACUUGAGAAGCAUAAGGUAUGGGCAAGGGGUUGGAAUGCAUUCUGGGAUGGAGGUUUUUGCUAUGAAGUGAGGCAUGGGGCAACUCAAACUAAGUAUGUUGUUAAUCUGUCAGACAGAACAUGCUCCUGUAAUGCAUGGCAAGUUAGUGGGAUACCAUGCAAACAUGUUGUGGUGGCCAUUUGGAACAAAGUGGACCAACCAGAGCAAUAUGUGAAUGAUUUUUUCAAAAAGCACACAUAUGCCAAGGCUUAUGAUCACCUAUUUGAGCCUCUAAAUAGUCCACAAGAAUGGUCUACGUCAGAGAACAUUGUGACUGCUCCAGAGCUGAAAAAGGUGCACAACAGACCUAAGACAAAGAGAAGGGCCUCUGCUGGUGAAGUUACUGAGUCUGGGAAGCUAAGGAAGAAAGGAGGCAAAAUAGCAUGCAGCUUGUGUGGGGUUCCAGGCCACAACAAAGCAACAUGUAGAAAUGCACAAAGAGAUAGCUUCAAUGGUACUAACACAACUUCUGCCCACACAACUGAACCUACUGAAGCUACUCCUACAGUCCCAAUGCAUAACAGAGGUGUGGGUGUAUACACCUAUCCUAAUGGUUAUCAAAGACAAGCAACUCCAAUUAAUCAACCAAAUCCAACAACUUUUAGAAGAGGAGCUGCAUUUUACUCUGAUUAUGCAGGGGAGCAGACCAUAUAUUCCUUCUCUCAGGAAUAUACUAUGUCACAAACACAACUAGAAGCACCAUCUCAAUCAUCACAAACAAUAACAACACAGUCACUGCAGAACUUAGCUAGGACAAAGCAAGUUCAAAAUAGAAACAAGAGCAAAUGA